AUGACAAUCCCAAUCCAAGAAGGCACCAUCCCCUUCCACCAUGCCACUCUCCCCACGGCCGCCCAAACCUGGUACCGGGUCUACGGCGACCUGAAGGGUGACACCACGCCCCUAGUAGCCCUGCACGGCGGUCCCGGCUUCUGCCACAACUACAUCCUGCCGGUGUCCGGACUCGCCCCCUCGCGGGCGGUGAUCCUGUACGACCAGAUCGGAAACGGGCUAUCCACGCACUACCCGGAGAAGCGCGGCGACCCGGGCUUCUGGUCCGUCGAUCUGUUCAUCGCGGAGCUGGAGAACCUGCUACGCCAUUUUGGGAUUGACGGGCACUUCGAUCUGCUAGGCCACUCCUGGGGCGGCAUGUUGGGGGCGGAUUUUGCGAUCCGUCAGCCCAAGGGCCUGCGGCGGCUGGUUCUCUCCAAUGCGCCCGCGUCGGUCAAGCUGUGGCUGGAGUCGGUGCAUCGGUUGCGGGCGACAUUGCCGCAGGAGACGCAGGACACGUUGAAGAAUUGUGAAGAUGAAGACAGGCUUGACGCGGCGGAGUAUGAGAAUGCGACGAUGGCCUUUCUCUCGCAGUUUUGUUGUCGCGUGCAGCCUUGGCCGGAGGAGCUUAUGCAGAGUGUUACUUGGGCGUCGCAGACGGAUCCGACUGUUGCUUUGACCACACUCGGUCCGUCCGAAUUCCAUGUUACGGGCUCCCUGAAGGACUGGAGCGUGCUGGACACCCUCCACAAGAUCAAGGUGCCCACUCUGCUGAUCAAUGGCAAGUACGACGAAGCGCAGGAUAGCGCAGUGGAACCGUUCUUCCAUGGCAUCGACAAGGUCAAGUGGGUCACGUUCUCUGAAAGCUCGCACUGCCCCCAGUUGGAGGAGCGGGAGAAGUAUCUCCAGAUUGUGGGCGACUUCCUGGGCCGUGCGUAG
This is a messenger RNA of Aspergillus heteromorphus CBS 117.55, 918 nucleotides long. RefSeq names its product proline-specific peptidase. Gene Ontology annotation, biological process: proteolysis. Gene Ontology annotation, molecular function: peptidase activity. The transcript has 2 exons. Bases 1 to 918 code for a protein of 305 amino acids. The record is from RefSeq and is a predicted model, not a curated record. NCBI's taxonomy places the organism in Eukaryota, Fungi, Ascomycota, Eurotiomycetes, Eurotiales, Aspergillaceae.